Musca domestica (house fly) is the source of this 8769-nucleotide messenger RNA. Its product is annotated as protein PFC0760c. The transcript is spliced from 8 exons. The record is from RefSeq and is a predicted model, not a curated record. Bases 31 to 8664 code for a protein of 2877 amino acids. NCBI's taxonomy places the organism in Eukaryota, Metazoa, Arthropoda, Insecta, Diptera, Muscidae. Gene Ontology annotation, biological process: proteolysis. Gene Ontology annotation, molecular function: zinc ion binding; metallocarboxypeptidase activity.
AAUUUGGAAAAAUCUGAAAAAAGAAACAAAAUGUGUUGGUUUUUCAUUGUCAUAAAAGUGUUAAUGUUAAAGCUACUACUGGCCAGCAUAUCCGGUCUAAGUGAGGUCGGGGCCAGCCCAAAUUAUGAAUAUGGUUAUCAUCCUAGUGCCGAGGAAUUUGAUAAUCUCCUAAGAGAAACCCAUCGAACCUGGACCCAUGAUAUUUUGAAAAAGCAAUCCGACAGAGAAUUAUAUCGCCACCAAGCGGAGAAUCAAGUCAAUACCUUUGUGCCAAAAUUUCAAUAUGAAAAUCAUCAUUUGAAUAAAUAUUUCAAUAAUUUUAAUAAUAUUCCCACUACCACACCAACAUCAACAACGACGAGUAGGCCCAAACCCCACAUUUUUAGCCAAGAUCUUCAAGAAUCUGCCACCAAUAAUCGUUAUCAGGAUCUACAAGAAUCCGCCAACAAUAAUCGUUAUCACUUUGCCUCCAAUAUGGAUUUCCAUUUGAACGACAAUAUCUUUGGGAAUAAUGGCAAUAAUGACGACGACGACGAGGUGGGAAAUCAAAUCUACGAAGGUGAGGUGGACAUGAAGGACAAUGCGGUGGUGCCAUUUCAAACGAAACCUGCAAAUUUCCCCGAAAUCAAUUUGAAACCCAUACACCCCAAUGAAUUGGAAAAAUAUUCACUCAAUAAUCUCUAUAAAAAUAAUACCCGGGCCCAUUUCCCCAUAUAUUUUACCAAUCCCUCGACGGGCAUUGUCUAUGCCAUUACCGAAAUGGGUAAAUCGCCCAACAAUACCCUGCCGCGGACGAAUGGUAGCAUACCCAUUUUCAUAACCAAAGAACAAUAUGAACGCGAUAUCCAACAGCUCAAACAGGAAUAUGAACAACAAUGUAAAACACCCCCCGCGGAUGAUAAGGAUACGAAUAAAAUCAAUACCAAAUUUCAAAUACCCUCCUCGUUCUCCAGGCCUCAGAAAAAUAAUCAAACCUCGGUGACCACCAUGAGACCACAAAUUAUACGAUUAAAUUCCAAACCCAAUACCUCAGCAGCACCUUCGGUAUCUAAAUUAAUUACACCCCUCAAGAAACCCUCUCCAGUUAUUGUUAGAACCGAAUUAACGGUAAAGGAUAAAAUUGCUCCCGGCAUUUCCACCACCACAGCAAGGCCUUCACUAAAUCAUCGACUGAAAUUGAAAAAUAAACGUAAAAAUAAAAAAUCCAAGCCGCCAGGACAUAGAAUAUCGAGUACAGCAAAACCUAGGCCCACCCAGGGUCUGUUGGCUCCCGGAGGUGGUCCGCCCAUCCUGGUGGGUAAACGUACCACCACAAGACGUCCCUAUGAGGGCAUAUACAAAUUGGCAACCCAAUUGGAAAAACCUAAUUUUGGUACUACGAUUUUUUCCACCGCUCCCAUAACUGCCACCGCCACCAGUAAGGGGGAGGCAGCAGGAGGAGAAGGAACAAAAGGACAACUGGAAUUUAUUAAUUUGGAUAGGAAACGUAGAUCAGCGAAUAAACAGGGAUAUGAGGAGGAAAGAGGGAGAUCGGUUCAUGAAAUUCAAAUGAAUGUUGAAACUGAAGGCGGCAAUGAUAUUAAUAAUGAGAUGGAAAUUGGGAUUAAUUUUAAAGAUGAAAACCAACCCAAGAGGAAUCGGAGAACUAUAAAUAAUAGAGAAAAAGAAAUCAAUAAGAAAAUACGGGAGGUAAUGGAAUUUAAAAGGCAUCGAAAAACUUUACCGGGAGAAGAAAAUAAAACCCUGAUAUUCUCUGAAGGAGAAAAUGGCGCCCAACUGAAUCAGGGAUUUAAAAGUGAAGAUAAGAUUUGGAACUAUAACGAAAGUGAAAAGGAUAGUGGAAACGAAAGGAAUUCGGAAGAGAUUCUAAGAAUGGAAGAUAAUGAAAUCGAUAAUAUUGAAAGCAAGGAUAUCGAUAACCAAUCUUAUUCUAAAGACAUCAAUUCUAAUGACGAAAUGAAAAGAAACGCAACCGAUAAUAUUGAAAGCAAGAGCAACAAUAAAAAUUCGAAACAUAAAAUUUUCAAAGAUAGAAUCGAAGAAGACGCAAUCGAUAAUAUUAAACGCAAAGAUGUCGAUAACAAUUCUGACGACAGUAAUUCCAACAAUUUUAAUAUGGAAAUGGAGGAAAUCAAGAAUAUCGAUAACAAUUCCAAAGAGGAACAUGAUUUCAAAGAAAAGGACAUUUAUGGAGAUUACAUAGGAGGGGAUAUUGUCAAGGAUUCCUUGGAAGCAUUUCCAGUUUGGCGGAAACGAAGAACUCUUAGUUUAGAUAGCGAUGAAGUCGAUGAGGAACCUUGGGAGGGACAUGCCACCGAUGGAGAUGAUUAUGAAACAAGUGGAGAGAGGAAGGAUACAUAUGAAGUCAACAAAGAUGGUAAUAAAAUCAAUUACCUCGAUAAUAAAAUUCAUGGGGAACAGGGAAUAAUCUAUAAUAAUAUACAGCAAGUGGAGAAAAUCCGCAAGGAUAUGUGGAAUGCAAUGGAUGACGAGGACUUAAAAGCACAUUCAAAAGACUUGGAAUUAAAAACUCCCAGGGAACCUAAAAACGAUAACGAUAAGUUGUCAGGAGAAUCGAUACACUCAGACCAGGAUAUACAGAAAUUAGAAGGCGAUGAUGCGAAAGGACAUUCAAAAUAUUUGGAAACUAGUGACAAACGAGAAGAAAAAUCUGAGAAUGAUGAAUUUCCAAAAGAAUCGUUACAACCUGAUCUAAAAGGACACUCAAUGUAUUUGGAAAAUAAAAUCGAUACAGGCCCAAUGAAAGAAAGCUCUGGAAGCCAUAAAUCGCAAGGGCAGCCUAGGAGCUCUGAUAAUGAAAAAAAUUACGAUAGCGGAAAGCAUAUGAGAACUAUUGGAAAAGAAUCCACAAACGUGCGUUUUAUUGUGAAAAAUAUGUCUAUCGAUAACGAUAAAUCAGAUACCGAUAACAUGAAAUUAAAAUCUGCUCUCCCAGAUAAACAAAAAAUAAUCAAUUCUGAGGAAAAUAUGAAAAAUAAUACACAUGGAAGGGAGUCAGAGGCUAGUUACGACAAUUUGUUGGUAAAAUAUAUAAAUACCAAUAAAGAAGAAGCAGAUAUCGAUAACAUGCAAAUCCCAUCAGGAAUCUCUAAGAUCCAAAAUGAAAUCGCUUCUGAACUAAAUGUGAAAAAUAACCUAAAUGAAAUUGGGUUAGAAGAAAAAUUCGAAAGUUUUUUAGUGAAAGACAAAAUUAUCGAUAAAGAAGAACCUGAUAUCGAUAAUAACAAAGGACAUUCGGAUCCCUCAUAUAAUCAAAAAAUCGAUGAACAUCAUGUGAAGAAAAUUCAACAUGAAAAUGAACCUGAGACAAGGCAGUUUUUACUGGCAAAUAUAAAUAUCGAUAAAGAAAGUGGUGUAAUCGAUAACAUGCAAGGACAAUCUGAAGUCCAUAAUAAAGUAGGUGGUGAUAUCGAUGGCAUGCAAGAACAAUCUGGAGACCAUGUUAAUCAAAAACUUUACGAUUUGGAUGAAAGUGUGAAUAAUUAUCCACAUGAAAGUGAGCUGAAGGGAAAUAAUGCAGCCGUUUUAGUGAAAAACACAAUAAUCGAUAAAAAGAAAUGGGAAAACGAUAACAAGAAUGAAUAUUCUGGCCCUUUAAAUAAUCGGCAAACCCAUAGAAAUGGACGCACCGUUAGAAACAUUAAAGAAAGAGCUGAACAAUACCAAAAUGAUGAACAUUUUUUAGUGAAAAAUACCGAUAUCGACAAAGAAAAAACUGAUAUCGAUAAUAUUGUGGGUCUAAAGUCUAAACUUCCAGAUAUUCAAAAUCAACAAUUCAAUGUUAAUGGGCCUACAAUAAUCGAUAAUGGAGGAGCUGAUAUCGAAAACUUAAGAGAAGAACAUACAUUUUCCGAUAAUCAAAAAAUCAUUGAUAAUCUAAAAAUGACAGCAAAUAUUGCCAGUGAAAGUGAAAAAACUGAAAUGGAGAAAAACGACGGCCGUCUCUUGAUGGAAAGUGAAAUUAUCGAUAACAUAAAAAGUAAAAGUGCUAGUACAGAAGGAAAAUCUGAAUUGGUAAACAAUGAAGAAGUCAAGAAUAAUGUACAAUCCUUGAGUAGAACUGCAUACGAUAGUGAACAAAUGAUAUUCGGCAAAUAUAAGCCAACUAGUAAUAAGAAAUUAGUGGAUCUAAAAUAUGUUAUCGAUAAUAAAUAUGGUGAUAGUACAAUUAACUCCUACGAUUUCGAUGCUAAGUCAAAUGUGGACACGGGGGAAAAAAUUAUAAACGAGAUAAAAAACCUGCAAUCUAAGAUGAAUAUUAGAAACCAAAAAUUAAUCGAUAAUCAAUUAAUCGAUAUCGAUAUAUCCAGUGAACCAAUUUUUAGUGACAACGUACUCGGUUCUAAUAAAAAUAGUAAAGAAACAACUAAAAAUGAAAUUGAAAGUGUUGGCAUGGAUAAUACAGUUCCGAGACAAAAACGUUCUCUGAGAGUAAAUAACCAACAAGGAAUCGAUGAUAAAUUAUCUCAGCAAGAAUUUUCGAGACAAAAACGUUCUCUGAGAGCAAAUAAUCAACAACGAAUUGAUGAUAAAUUAUCUCAGCAAGAAUUUUCGAGGCUUUCGUUUUCAAAAGAAAGUAGAAACGCAAUGGGAAAUGGAGAAUAUGAUUUGGGUGAAAGUGAAAAUGGUAUUGGACGCGAAAGUGAAUUUGAGAAAAAUUUGGAGAGCCCAAUAGGCAAAGAUUUUUUAAUAAGUUUAAAUGCUGAAGACGAUAGCCAAGGUAAAGAAUUGAAAAAUAAAUUUAAGUUCAAAUCGAGUACUAAAAAUUUAAAAAUGACAAAUGUGAAUGAUGAAAUUGGAGAAAAUAAAAAUGGAGUGGAAACAAAUUUCAAGCAAUCAGUUGGGAUGGAAUCGGAAAUCGAUCCUAAGUCGAGUACUAAAAACGAAUUUUCAAUUGUUUUUCAAAAUAAAUUGGAAAAUAAAAAUCGGAAGAUCCAAGGUUUUGAUAGUGAAACGAAUAACAAAUUGGAAAAGGCGAACAAAACGGAAAAUUUAAGGAAACCAGACAAAAUUUUGAAAAGUAUUGAAAACUUCCAAAUUACUUCUCCCCAUGAAAACAAAGCUCCAAAUAAUGAAGUGCGGUCCAGUAUAAAAUCAAGACAAGAAAAUUCAAAUAACAUUUUUAAAACGCCAAAAUUUGAAUGCAAAAAUUUUAAGAAUUUCGAAAGAAAUAAACCCUUAAUGGCUCAAAUAAUAACAAAUUUAAAGAAGACCCUUUCCGAAUUGAACCCAAAAUUGAAAAUAAAUCCAAGUGAAAUAUUAAAAGUCUCCAUUGAAAGAAGUUUAAAUCCGGAUUUUCAAAGUGAACUGAAGGAAAAACUCAAGUUACUGCUUGGGAAAAAUAUUUUGAAUUUAAGGAAAAAUUUGCUGAAAAAUAAAAUUGAAAAUAAAAUGUAUUCAAAUUUACCAAAACGUAUCCAAAGUGAAAAUUAUCCAGUUUUAAAGAAAUUGAAUCAAAAUCGAAAUGAAAUCAUAAUUUCGAAUAAAGAUAGCCAAAAGAGUGUUCGUUACUUGCAUAAGAGAUCGGCAAGUUACCCCAACUCUAGCAGCCUUCAAGCAAAGCCCAACUCAAACACCCUUAAACCCAAUGCAAGUAAGCUCAAACCAAGUGCAAGCAACCUCAAACCCAAUGCAAACCACCUCAAACCCAAUGCAAGCAACCUCAAACCCAAUGCCAGUUUACCGAAAUUUGUUAAAAAAUCCUCGAUGAAUUCAACUGGAAUUCAAAAUUCAACAGCGAUCCCUGGAAAUUCUCUCAACAAUUCAACUCAAAAUCCAAAUUACUCAACUAACAAACUUCCCAUAACCGCAAAUAACAGAUCCACAGCCAAUGCCAAACGCAGUAAAUUCAAAACCCCAUUGAAUAUCACCAAAAUAAAGGACCAUAAAAAUCGAAAAUCAAAUUCCACUUCCAAACGGAGAAAAUCCGCAACAAAAUCCAAAAAAAAACGUAAAUCUCAAAAACCAAAACCCUCGAAGAUACCUAACCUAAAAAUCAACAACUCUACUAAUUCGAAUACAACUCAGACUGAAACCACAACAUCGAGGUCCACAAAAGAGACGGGUGGCAAGAGAAGUAAACUCAGCAAGGAUGAAGAUGAGGAUUAUGAUUUUUUCGAUGCCGGAGGAGGAGUACCAGCUGAUGAUGAUGACGACGAUGAGGAGGAGGAUGAUAGUGAAGAAGAGGAUGACGACGAUGAGGAUGAUUAUGGAGAUUCCUAUGAGUCCCUGGAGGAAACAACCCCCAUAGAGGAAAAUGUUAGCUCCGCUGAACCGGAAGCUGAUUUUGGCGCCCUACCUGAAGAAGCGGAGCAGCAGCAAACUACUAGCUAUGAACCUGAACUAAAACCCAUUACAAAUUCCUAUGAAGAGUCCACAAGUCAAACCAAAUAUGAUCCACCCAAAGUGGAUUUUCGGAAACGCAUACGAAGACGUCCCGGCACCAAACGACCCUCGGACAAUGAUUACGAGGACGACGAUGAGGAGGGAGAUGAUGAUGAUGGUGUUUCCGGUUUGAGCAGUAAUUUGGGUGGAUUUUUUCGCAUGAUCUUCUAUCCCGUGCAAAUGGUGUUUUCCAGCAUCAUGGACACAUUUGGUGCAGGUGGCAGUGAUUUAGAUAACCGAAAACCAGCCAUCGGUUCUGCCUACCCAUAUCCCCAAUACACCUCAUAUCAUAACACUUUGAAACAACAUUCCAAUGAUGAUUAUGUCUACGAUGAUGAAGAUGAUGACAUCGAUGACUAUGACGGUGACUCCGGUGAAUCCUCACUUACCGGUUGGUUUAGUUCUCUGUUUGGUUUCAAUAGACGCAACAAGAAAAUUACCAGUACCACAAUUUCGCCGGCUGCUGCUGCUGCAUCUUCACAUAAUAAACCCGGCAAGACAUCAGGCAACUGGUUUCAGUCGUGGUUUGGUUUUGGCAAUUCUGAUGGUGUGGAUAAAACCGAUUCCAUUGUCUAUGAAGAUGAGAGUGAAUAUGAUAAAUGGUUUUCCAGUUGGUUUGGUGACAUCAAACCAAAAGCUCGCAAGCGGACAACGACUACAACCACCACAACGACACAGCUGCCACAGGUACCCAUACUGACAAUUGUCGAUCCGAUGAGAAAUCCCCAAAAUUGGAUUGGUAUUUUGGCCCAUCAUAUCAUCAAUCAAACUUCGACCACAACCCAGAGUCCCUUGAAAGAGAUUUGGUCGAGGGUAACAUCUCCCGCAACCACAACAACAACUGAAAAUCCUGAUAUUCCAAGGAAAAUAUCCUAUAAUAAAUAUCAAAUAUGGCGUCUCAAGCCUCAGGAUGAUUCACAGGUCCAGGCCCUGGAGGAUUACAAGAAUAGCGAUGAGGGCAAUAAACUGCAAUGGCUGAAGGGACCGAGUUUGAGAGGCCUCACCGACGUUUUGGUUCCACCCCGCAUGCUAAACGAUUUCCAGACUUCCCUCUCCUUCGAAUCGAUAGAUCAUGAAGUUUUAAUUUUUGAUGUUGGCAAAGCCAUUGCCUAUGAGAAGUCCAAAGAAGAUUAUCUCCUUACGACGACACAGAGUCCCAAGAAGCGCCAUAAUACCAAUCGUUUUGCCAACAACAACAACAAACCAUUGGCCAUGACCUGGAUGCGUUACUAUGAAUUCGAUGAUAUUGUUACAUAUUUGGAAAAUAUGCGAAUGCGUUACCCGCAGCUGGUCGAGCUGAUACACAUUGGUCGUUCGUAUGAAGGUCGGCCCCUGAUUGUUAUGAAAAUUGAAAGUAAAGAAGCCGCCGCGGCGAAUUCGGCAAAUCUUCAAACGCACGAAAAGGCCAAGUUGAGGAAUAAGAAGAAAAUCGGAAUUGCCAAUGCGGUGUUUAUUGAGGGCGGAACACACGGGGCCGAAUGGAUUGCACCGGCCACGGCGACUUGGAUUAUCAAUGAACUAUUGAAGACCAUGAAAACGAAUAAAUCCAUAUCCGAUGAACAGAGUCUCAUACGCAACACAACGUGGUAUAUAAUGCCGGUACUGAAUCCCGAUGGCUAUGUCUAUAGCCAUGAGUAUGAUCGUUUUUGGAAAAAGUCACGUUCACGUCAUAUAUCACGGCCAUCGGGUCUCAUCAAUUCCGCCAUGACAUGGCUGCAAAAGAAACGGGUUCGCGACAGGGUGUGCUAUGGUGUCGAUUUGGAUCGUAAUUGGAAUUAUCAAUGGGGGAAGCGUGGUAGCUCACGUUCGCCAUGCAGUGAAUUCUUUGCUGGCCCUGGACCAUUUUCAGAGCCGGAAACAAAAGCCUUAUCGGAAUUUUUAAUGGACUAUCGAUCACAUAUAAAGCUCUACAUAUCUAUGCAAGCAUAUGGGCAAAUAAUCAGUUAUCCCUAUAAGGCGAAUACCACCUAUGAUGCUGAGCGUUUGGAUGACUUUUUGGAUGUGGCAAUGGUGGGCACAGAUGGCCUGCGAAAAAAAGGCAGUAAGACGCGAUAUAAAAUUGAUUCUACCAAUGAUUUGGUGGAGAAUCGAUCAGGUUGUUCCGAUGCUUUUGUGGCCUAUGAUGUGGGAAUACCAUUUAGCUAUACAAUGCAAUUGGCCGAUAAUGGUGUACAUGGUUAUUUGUUACCCAGUGCUGCUAUAGAGUCCACAUCGCGGGAUGCCUUUGAAAUUAUAUUGGCAAUGUUGGAUUAUAUAUAAAAUAUAUUCUUACUCAUAAUUUAUUGUGUUUAAUUUAUUUCUAUUUAUUUUAUUAUGUAAUUUAUUUAUUUUUUUAUUUAUAGUUAGUCAAUGGUAUUUUUAAGA